AAACAAAACAAACAUAAUGUGUGAAAUUCUAUCUUCAGUCUUCUUCUUGCUUGCUUGGUUCCCAGCCCUUCUCUUCACCCGGGCCCUCCAUCUUAUCGAAUCUUGAUUCUUCCCGUACUCAAUUGUUAGCUAUUUUUAGGUUUUUUCGGUUAUAUAAAUGAUGGGUUUGAGUUUCUUGGGGUCUCAUCCAUGUCCCAGCUGAUGACAGAAUGCAACUACUUAUGUGUUUGUUCUGAGGAAUUCAGAAAGACUUGAAGAACUGUUCCUUAUUCUAUCAAUGCAAGCUGUUUAAUGGUCUGUGGUUUGGGUUUUCUAGCCGUAUGGGUUGUUUAGCCCCGAACUUAUUUUCUAUGGCCAGCACUAUCUGCAUACAUGACCAGAAACUUUUGAGCUUCUUUCACAGGCCUUUGUGGAAAAAUCCAUUCUUUGGGCACAAUUCAACUUUUAGGUGUAAAAAACCCCAUCUUUGUCAACUGUUGAUUUUGAGUUGCAUAAAUGAGGGUGAGAAUCGUGGGAGCAGUGUGAAAGGGAUAGAGAAUGCGAAAUUUAAGUGGGUUAGGGCAAGUCCCAAUUUGACUGAGGAACAGAAGCAGGUUAUUUCCCAAUUUCCAACAAAGAUGACGAACCGGUGUAAGGCAUUGAUGAAGCAAAUUAUCUGCUUUUCAGCCGAAAAUGGGAGUCUUUCGCAUAUGUUGGCUGCUUGGGUUAAGAGCACGAGUCCUCGGAGGGCUGAUUGGCUUUCUGUUCUCAAAGAAUUGGAGCGGUUAAAUCAUCCUCUGUAUUUUGAGGUGGCUGAACAUGCCUUUACUGAAGAAUCAUUUGAAGCUAACGUUCGUGAUUAUACCAAGAUAAUCCACUGUUACGCAAAGGAAAACAGAUUACGAGAAGCUGAAAAUGCUCUAACAGCCAUGAAGAGCAGAGGUUUCGUCUGUGAUCAGGUGACCCUGACUGCCUUAAUUCACAUGUAUAGCAAGUCCGGUAAUCUCAAACUCUCUGAAGAUACAUUUGAAGAAAUGAAGUUGCUUGGUGUACUAUUGGAUAAAAGAUCGUAUGGUUCAAUGAUCAUGGCCUAUAUUAGAGCUGGAAUGCUUGCCCGUGCAGAGACUAUACUGAGAGAAAUGGAAGCUCAGGAAAUCUAUGCAGGUAGAGAAGUGUAUAAGGCACUGCUUAGAGCAUACUCAAUGACCGGAGAUAGUCAAGGGGCUCAGAGGGUUUUCAAUGCAAUCCAAUUGGCAGGCCUCAUUCCCGAUGUCAAGAUUUGUGGGCUUCUCAUAAAUGCUUAUGUCGUGUCAGGCCAAAGCCGUGAAGCUUGCAUUGCAUUUGAAAAUCUGAGACAAGCCGGUCUUGAACCUAACGACAAAUGUGUGGCCUUGGUGCUGAUGGCAUAUGAAAAGGAAAACAGACUGAAAGAAGCAUUAGAUCUACUGAUUGAAUUGGAGAGGGACGGUGUCAUGCUCGGUAAAGAAGCUUCAGCUUUGCUGGCCAAGUGGUUUCAGAAACUAGGGGUUGUCGAAGAAGUGGAACUUGUACUAAGAGAUUUUGCUUCAAGGAUGCCACAACCCGUUAUAUAGUUCAUCGAGUAUUGACAUGUUCGUGAUGAUAAUGAGGGCCAUCCGCAAGAGCAUCAUGUUAGUCAAGAAAUCGGUUGUUCAUUAGGUGGAGAUCCAAGAAAGUACCACCAUUCAAGUGUCCAAUAGUUGAACAUUUUGUAGUUAUUAUUGAAGAAGUUGAAGGACAUUGUAGAUAGAGCAUGCCAUUCAUUUCCCCUAGCAUGAGAUGUGUGGGACAAGUGAUGGCCAUAGCAAAAUAGAAGGUGUGUACAAUUGAAAAAAGUGUUUAACAUGUUUGUGAUAGCGAUCA
This is a messenger RNA of Sesamum indicum (sesame), 1860 nucleotides long. Its product is annotated as Tetratricopeptide repeat (TPR)-like superfamily protein. Lineage: Eukaryota; Viridiplantae; Streptophyta; Magnoliopsida; Lamiales; Pedaliaceae. Gene Ontology annotation, molecular function: protein binding. The record is from RefSeq and is a predicted model, not a curated record.